AUGGCCGCCUUCGUCGGAGCUUCUCUUCUCUUUGCCGCUGUUGCUGCGGCGCAGAAUAGCUGUUCAAUCAUCCCCAUAUACGUCGACUUCCAUGACAGGGCGGUCGAUGGCGGCAUAAAUAUGCAAUAUGGCCUUUUCGCCGGAAUAGGAUUCCCAGUAUCACAGAAUCAAUCUCUAUGGCCGUCGCUGUCGUCCAAUGAAACGACAGUGGCCAGUCUCGACUACUGCAGCAAUAGUCCGUUCGCUGACUGCCUCAAUCGUGAUCAUGGUUUCUACUCGCCAGAUCCGUCAAAGAAUUAUACCGAUGCGUCAUCAUAUCAACCACGCGACGAACAUGGAUCGAUACCCGCAACGAUUGUCGGGACCGUGCUGGACACUUUCAAUGUCUUUACACACUACUUUGACCCGUCGCCAGCAACUAUCACCCGAAUAGCGAACUACCCAGUCACAAUGCUGUCGAACUACUCGUCUAGCAGGACGCCAUGGUUUGGUCCUGCCGGCCUCAUGGGCCUUGGGCCCGACAGCACCCUCCUUGACCACCUUUACAACAACCAGCUCAUAUCCUCGCGAUCUUUUGGCUUGUACAUGGGUACUGCGUAUGAACAAUCGAACGGUGCACUCAACGGCUCUCUCACUCUAGGCGGUUAUGAUUCAGGUCGAUUUGAGGGCGUCGUACAUAAUUACACCAUAAGCCAGGCCCGUGCGGAUGCAGCUUACAGCCCCUUCAAGGUAUCGAUCCAGCAGAUGACACUUACCGACGAGUCCAGUGGAAAGAAGACAGACUUUCUCACUGACGCAUUCGACGCUCAUAUCACCACCUCGCAGUACCAACUCAAUCUGCCUAACAAUGUCCUCCAACAAUUCUCGGGCGCAACGGGUGCUAUACCCUCCAACGACGAACUCAACGUCUAUCGUCUUCCUGACGACUUCAACUCCAAGUUGACAAUCACUCUUGAUUCCGGCCUCGAGAUCACCUACGAUGCCAAUUGGUUGAAAAACGUCUCGAACAACUCCCCCAUCUCCGCUGACGCCAUUCCAGACAGCGCUACAAAUGGAACGAUCGGUCUCCUUGGCAGCGCCUUCCUCUCCAACGUCUACUUCAUUGCAAACUACGACUCCAAGCCACCAACAUUUCACCUCGCCCGAGCAAUGCCACACGCACCGUACGUCUUCACAGAGACUCUAUGCCCAAACACAGUCCCCACAGCCGCACCGCAGCAUAAGAUUUCCAGUUUUGCGGCUUCGGGCAUGGCCGGUGCAAUCGUCGGUGGUGUAAUAGGGGGCAUCGGCCUGGGAUUUGCCAUCUUCUGGCUCUUCAGAAAAUGCAUGCAGCGCCGCAUGUGGCGCGAACAGGCCCGCAACAGCAUCAAGGGAAAGGCCAUAGACAAUGAAUCUACCAUCGGCGGCACCAUCUUGGUUGGCGGAAAAGGCAAAGGCUCACCCUCGACCAUGACAACGGAGAUAGAUGAGGGCGACAGCAGCGAAAUGGCGACAUUCGCAUUCGGUUUCAAUUCGCAACAGCAUCAGGCGUAUGCCACUUACCUCAACAGCGCGACGCAACAGGCACAACAGCAACCGCAGGAUCAGAACCAAUCACGCGUGUCACGAACAUAUAGCCAAUUCGUCAAGCAAAUCUCGGGCGAGAACCUCGCCUCGUCGCGAGAAUCCCUCCCCAUGAACGCAGCUCCCCAGUCACGACCCCAUCCCCUAACGCAACCGCAUAACCCCGUGUCUCCUAUCAACCUUCCAACCCUGCAAUACGCGCGGCCCCUCACCUCUGACUCCUAUGAAACCCCCAUAACGCCAGCCACAGGCGUGCCAUUACUGUUCUCAUCAUCCCAACCCGUCCAGUCGGACUCGGACUCGGUGAUUCAGACGUCCAAGCACGGGCCUUUCCACCCCAUGACGCUCAAGCGUAGCAACGACUCGGACCCCAACACGACGAGCACGUUCCCCUUCAGAGAGGGACAGGGACAGGCACGACGCCAAGAAGAUCGCUCCUCCUUCCGCACCAGGCAGGCCAAUGCCAAUGCCAAGCUGAAGGGACUGAAUGUGCAGACCGAGUUUGCGCCUCCCCCGAGGGCCGUGUCCGAGAAAAUGGCAAAGAAGGCGGUGGGCAAGGAAGGCGGGGGGAAGCAAGGGCUGUUGAAGAAGAUGUUUCCUCCGUCUUCGUAG
Cladophialophora yegresii CBS 114405 is the source of this 2175-nucleotide messenger RNA. RefSeq lists its product as uncharacterized. The transcript is spliced from 2 exons. Lineage: Eukaryota; Fungi; Ascomycota; Eurotiomycetes; Chaetothyriales; Herpotrichiellaceae. Bases 1 to 2175 code for a protein of 724 amino acids. The record is from RefSeq and is a predicted model, not a curated record.